Lactuca saligna is the source of this 1258-nucleotide messenger RNA. NCBI's taxonomy places the organism in Eukaryota, Viridiplantae, Streptophyta, Magnoliopsida, Asterales, Asteraceae. The record is from the annotation of a GenBank genome assembly.
CAUAUAGACCCGGUCCAGUCUUCAAACACAAGAGAAACCCAACUUCGAGUCGGCAUGAAAACUCUUCAUGGUUGGACCAUUUUGGACCUCAAAUAUAUUUCUGGCCAUUCUUCCCACAAAUUCCUUGUUUUCCCCACACGACUUCUCUUGCCCACCAAAACACAAUCACCUUCUUCACUUCUUCCUCAAGAGCUAAUCACGCAUGAAUCUUUGACUUCAAUCAUCAAUUUCUACUUCUCUUUCACACCCACCAAAGUUCUCAUCUGGGUGUUCUCUUGUUUCGUUGUUCGAUUCUGAUUUGGCUAAAAAGUUUCAAUCUUUACCCAUAAAGAACCCAGUUUUUAGGGUUUUAGUUCGUCUCUGUGAGUUCUGAACCAUGGUAGGGGGCAUAUGCGUUGUUGGUUCGCCCAUUGUGGAUUCACAUACUUCCCCAUGUUUGUGUAUCGAUACACUCAUAUCAACGCAUAUGAAUCACACAAGUAAUGGGGAUUUGAAUUUGCAAAGGAAAUCGAUCAGUAAAAAGCUGAGAUCUUCUUUCACGGAUUCCAGGCUUCCAUCAAAGGCAAUUGCUUCCAAGAAGCAGAAGAGGGUUAAAAGUUUUGUGAUUGUCAAUGAUCUUGGUGGACAAUAUGAAGAAAGUUUUCAUGAUGUUAAAUCUCAAAUCUUCAAUCUUUUCACCUACAAAGCAGUGAGGACUGUUAUGAACCAACUUUAUGAGAUGAAUCCAACUCAAUAUCGAUGGUUUUAUGAUUUUGUGGCAUCAAAUCAGCCCAUUGAUGGAAAACGUUUCAUUCGAGUCCUCCAAAAGGAGAAACAUGAACUUGCAGAAAGAGUAAUGGUGACACGCCUUCACCUUUAUGGUAAAUGGGUCAAGAAAUUGGAUCAUGCUGAAAUGUAUAAAGAUUUUUCGGAUAUGAACUUGGAGUUGAUGCGUGAAAGGCUCAUGGAGACUGUGAUAUGGCCUUCUGAUGAUACGAAUACAGAAAAGAUUGGAUGAAAGAGUUCUUUGGUAUGUGUAUGUGUAUAUGUAUGUAUGCAUGCAUGCAUGCAUGCAUGCAUGCGUUUUUUCUUUAUUGAUUGUUGUUUAAUAGGUAGAUUCAUGGUUCAAGAAGUUUAGCUAGAUUUUGGUCAAAACACCUUUUAUUUACGAUAUGUAUAUGUAUAUACUAUAUAUAUUCUUUAUAUAAUGCCCUUUUAGAAUAGUUUGAAGAAGUAUCUAUUGGUUCAUAUGUUGGAGUGAAUUUUCCUUAUAUGUGAU